Colletotrichum higginsianum IMI 349063 is the source of this 1455-nucleotide messenger RNA. RefSeq lists its product as uncharacterized. The record is from RefSeq and is a predicted model, not a curated record. Lineage: Eukaryota; Fungi; Ascomycota; Sordariomycetes; Glomerellales; Glomerellaceae. Bases 1 to 1455 code for a protein of 484 amino acids. The transcript has 2 exons.
AUGCCCGUGCCGCCGACCGCAGAGGAGUGGGAGAGCUACCGGCCGCUCAUUGCGGAGCUGUAUACCCGCCGGACGCUCAAGGACAUCAGGGCGCAGCUCAAGGACGUUCAUGGAUUCCACGCGACGGACGACGGGCUAGAGACCCGCUCCACGACUUGCAUCGGCACGCCGCAGUCGUUCCCACCAACGCCAGCGACAACACUGGGGUACAGGUCGCCCAACGUAUACGACCCGGGGGACGCGAGCGGGGACCCGGAGGUGCUGUGUAAGGAGAUUGUGAACUUUGCCAUCUCGAUCCUGUCGAACCUAGUUCCUGGACGACCCCCUGGCACCGGCUUCGAGGACUGGACGCCGACGGACGACCAUCUCGCGAUAUACCGGACACUGCAGGACAAGCUCAAGUACGAGAGCCAGAUCAGGGGAUGCUUCGUAAACAACCCGUUGUCGGCGUCCAUCCCCGAUUUGAGGCGGGACGUCAAACUCCUACUCGACAACUUCCAUGAGGCGGUGCCGAUCGGCAUAUUGAGCACCAUCAACCAGUCGCUGGACCACCAUGCCAUCCAGCAACUGGCGAGCUGUCUCGCGACAUCGUCCCUAGAGAUGCCGAGACCGAACUACGACUUCAUCCGUCUGGCACACAGUCUCCGACAUCUCCUGGCCAUGACGACGUUUGAGAGCUUCCAAGGGCUGAUGGACCGCAUCUGCGAGGAGCUCGAGGGGAAAGUGAGAAAAGUGCUCGGACAACGGAGCUUUGUGACGGUCUUCCUGGUGUUCCUCCUCAACUCCAAGAAGGCGAAGAGCAAACAGCAGCUAGAUAACCAGAUCCUGAGCAUGGCGAUGGGGAGAAUGUCACACGUCAAGGCCUGUUACGGACACGACGCUUUGCUGGUCGUGCAGUUCAGCCAAUUCAUCAUCGGCUACCGUAACCUCGCCAAGCCGGAGGGACAGUUCGACAAAGACGUCCUCGACAUGGCGGAGGAGUGCUACAACCGCUCCGAGCAACACCUGAGAGAGCAAGAAGAGACCCGGGCGGCCAGCUACGCCGCCAUCACGGACGCCAAGUCGCACCACGGGAAAAGCUGCUCCCUGCUGGCGGACUGCCGGUAUUCCCAGGGCAACGAAUACGCCGCGCAUCGCGCGGAGCUGCACGACUGGUCCCGCAGGCUGCUGCUGAUGGCGAUCGGGUGCCACGUCGACGGCCCGAUGGGCACCCUUCCGCAUUACGAGCGACAGAAGCAGAAGCUGGAGAGCUGGUGUCACGAGGCGGGCGACACUGCGAGGCUGCGGCAGCUCAAGGAUAUCGAAGAGCUCAUCCGGGGCAACGAAGAGCGCCCGAGGGACGGGCCUCUGCUCCCGAGGCUGCAGGCGCUGGUGUCUGAGCCACCCGGGCAGGGGUUAGGGUCGCAGAUCGGAACCGAAAAGGGACAACUCGUCGACGGGAAACCCGAUCGGUGA